AUGCAGCCCAAUUCCAUUAUGCUCGCGCUUGCAUCCGCCACCACUUUGCUGGCAACUCCAAUGGAAGAUUUUCCCAAACAAGCUCGUUCUGAGUUAGAAGGGAUCCACGAGCGCGACACUUGGGAAGAACUCUACCGCGAGAAAGUCUCAAACCCAAAGGAUUCCUUAGUCUUCUAUGGACACGGCAAGACUACUCAGCCAAACACCAAGCCCAAUCAACUCCGCCCACGAGCGACACCAAGCUGUGGAGGUGACAUUAACCCCAAUUGCGACGACGAUCAUACCGCACGCAACGAAAUCUGCGACAAAUUGAUCGAGGAACUCAAGGAGAAUUCUGAUGUUACAAUAGCAGAGGAGCCUCGUCAAGUUUGCUACCAGGGGGCCGGCUCUGAUAAGAACAGAUUUUGCUGCGCUUCCUGGGGUGAUGCUGUUUCCGGUCUUACGAAAGGGGAUUUGGUGCCAUGGGCCCGUCACAUUUCUACGAGUUGCACAGUGAGCGGAGUCUCGGGGAAGCUGGAGAAUGUCAAGGUGCAUGACAGUUGUACCGAUUUUUGCUUGUCCAAUAGGGGUACUCACUGCUGA
Messenger RNA from Hymenoscyphus albidus, 582 nucleotides. NCBI's taxonomy places the organism in Eukaryota, Fungi, Ascomycota, Leotiomycetes, Helotiales, Helotiaceae. The record is from the annotation of a GenBank genome assembly.